This is a messenger RNA of Epithele typhae, 576 nucleotides long. RefSeq lists its product as uncharacterized. The transcript has a single exon. The annotation marks the transcript as partial. Lineage: Eukaryota; Fungi; Basidiomycota; Agaricomycetes; Polyporales; Epitheliaceae. Gene Ontology annotation, cellular component: meiotic nuclear membrane microtubule tethering complex; nuclear envelope. Gene Ontology annotation, biological process: nuclear envelope organization. The record is from RefSeq and is a predicted model, not a curated record. Gene Ontology annotation, molecular function: protein-membrane adaptor activity.
GAGUACGGACAGUCAGCAAGCGGAGGGAUGGUUGUACGGCAAGUUACGUCGUUGUCUCCAGCGCUUUCUUUGUGGCAAUCUCCAUCAAGACACGAUCCCAACCUCGUACUCGAUGGCACCUCUAGUAUUUGGUCCCCCGCAUCACUCCCCGCGCAACUCGGUGUGCGUACGUCACGCAUGAUCCGAGUCUCUCAUGUGGUCAUCCAACCGUCGGCGAACCGCCACGAGAUGGCGGGGGCAGAGACACGGUCUUGUGCUCCUAGGAACAUCAAGCUUUGGGGCAUUGUUGAUGGGAAACACAACAGAGAAAGGUUCGAGCUUUUACACACUCUCGCGCACCCCUUGCCCCGUCCGAGUAUACAUAGAAACUAUCUCUGGGCUUUACUCGGUACGUUCGUUUACGACGUCCAUAACACCGCUCAUAGCCAGAGGUUCUAUGUUCUGGAGGAGAUAGCUAAUUCAGAUAUGACGUUCGGUAUAUUUGCACUAGAGAUCAUUGACAACUGGGGAGUACGCCCUAGUCAUACCUGUUUGCAGAGUUUCGCAAUAUACGGCGCUCCUGAGACUAUUGAGUAG